Closterium sp. Naga37s-1 is the source of this 1524-nucleotide messenger RNA. The record is from the annotation of a GenBank genome assembly. NCBI's taxonomy places the organism in Eukaryota, Viridiplantae, Streptophyta, Zygnematophyceae, Desmidiales, Closteriaceae.
AUGAAUCUGAACGAUUUUUCCAAACAGGAUUUUUCACUCAGAUCCGAUGGAAGGUCAACGAGAGGAAAGGAAGGCGGGUUUGCUGGUCCCAGUGACGAGCGAGAGUCCGGUGAAGUGGAUGGAGAGGCGGGAGAGGCGGGAGAGGGGGGAGAGGGGGAAGGGGCAAGAGCGGCGGUACCGGAAAGUGUUGAACGGGAGGAAGGAGUGGCAAUGGAGGAAGGGGAGGAAGGAGAGCAAGGGGAGGAAGGAGAGGAAGGGGAGGAAGGAGAGGAAGGGGAGGAAGGGGAUGCAGGAGAGGAAGGAAAGGAAGGAGAGGAAGGGGAGGAAGGAGAGGAAGGGGAGGAAGGAGAGGAAGGGGAGGAAGGAGAGGAAGGGGAGGGACGCGAGGAAGGGGAGGAAAUGGAGGAUGGAGAGGAUGCAGAGGAAGUAGAGGAAGAAGAGGCAGUUGAGAAAGGGGAAGAAAUGGAGGAAGGAGAGGAAGGGGAGGAAGGAGAGGAAGGGGAAGCAGGUGAGGAAGGGGAAGCAGGUGAGGAAGGGGAGGAAGGAGAGGAAGGGGAGAUGGGAGCGUCAGGAGAGGAAGGGGAGGUGGGCAUCCGGGCAGAAGAAGUGGUGAGCGCGGGAGUGGAUAUGGAGGAAACAGAUGCACAGACGGCGGAGUUAAGUGAUGGAGCAGAACGUGCACGUGCAGCGUCUGCAGGCGAAGCAACAAUGGCAGCAUGCUAUGGAGCUGGGGAAGUUGGUUCGGGAGAAGCAGAGCGGGGAGCAUGGGAAGAAGCGUCAGGUGAUGAUGGAUCGGCGGAUCAAGAGCUGCGGACGGAGGAGCAACGUGCGAAUGGGGAGCAAGAGGGGAGCGGGGAGCAGCGGGGGAGGAGUGCAGGGCAACGGGGGGAUGCGGAGCAGAGGGCUGAUGACAACGGGAGAAUGCGCGAGACGAUUGAUCUAAGUGGGGAGGACGACGACGAUGUGCUCGUUCUCUCUCCCGAUGCUGUACGCUCUCUGCACUUUGGCUUCUGCAUGGCAAUGAGAGUAUGCUGCCCUCCCGCCCUUCCCUCCUUGCUGCUCGCCCUUCCUCUUCGCCCGUUGCCGUUCUGUCUUCACCCGUCGUCCGCCCCUUCCCUGUCACGCGUUCCCUGUCUCCCUUCGCGCUUCAAGCGCCGCCCUUCUCUCUUCACCCGUCGCCCAUCCCUCUUUCCCUGGCGUGGGCAGAACACAGUGGUGUGGUGUGGUGUGGUGUGGCUCCAGCGUUACUUCAUGCCUGCACACUUCCACAAACCUGGCUUUCUUGUCAACUCAUGCUUGGCGCAUUCAUGCAAGCAGGUGCGGAGCGACGGCAGGCGCAGGAGCACGAGGGGGGGAGCACCAACGGGUGCAGGUCAGAGUGGUGGUGGUGGUGGUGGUGGUGGUGGUACGGGUGUGCGCCAGUUCUUCAUGCCUGCGCGCUCCUCCUCCUCCUCGCGUGCAAAUGCUUCCAGCACUCAUGCGCAGGCUCGCCGAGUCACGCGGCAGGCAGCUGGUAUGCUGUGA